AUGAUCUUGGCUUUGCUGAAUCUGUCAUUAGCUCAGGCAUUUGAAUGCAUCCUGGAUGCAGAUUGCAGAAUAGACACUUUUCUCGACUUUGGAAAUAAAUUCUGUGUUAAUAAUAGAUGCACCAGUAUAAAGCCCGCUUACAGCCCGUGUAAGCUACCGCAGGAAUGUGCUUCGUUUAUUUACUACGGUCCACUGGCAUGCUCUACGGAUUGUAGCACUAAAAGUGAGUGCGGCAAUCCAUUCUAUGAGAAAACAGUAUAUUGCUGCAGGCCUGUGCCCUUGAGGGGAAAGUGCCAUCCGGAAAGGCCUAAGCCACUCAACGGCUGCUCAAGGAACCACUUCUGUCUGACCGAAAACGGAAUUUCAAGGUGCUCCGAAAAGCCUGAGCCUACAUGGAUGCUGGGAACCAUAUUGAGCUUGGGUGGCAAUUUACUCAUUAAUCUUGGAAUAAACUUUCAGAAGAAAAGCUACACAUCGAGAGAUGUCAAUCUAAUGAGCUACACUCUCAACUCAAUGCAUCUCGGAAUCUUCCUUUACUUCUUGGGCAAGGUAUCUAGCUUUAGCGCAUAUAUAUUCUGUAAUCAAUCUAUCUUGGCCGGACUAAGUGCCUUCGGGCUGGUCUUCAAUUCAAUAUUCGCACCAAUAAUCAACAAGGAAAUAUUCACUUGGAAUGAUGGAGGGGCGAUCACCCUCGUGCUCAUCGGAUCCUUCAUUAUGAUCAACAAUACUAGUAGAACCCAUACUACCUACACGAUCUGCGAGUUAAUAAGCAUGCUAAAGCAAAAUCAGAAUAUUGUUUGGAUCAUCUUUAUAUUUACAAGCAUCUUUUCAUUAUUCCUUAUCAUCAAGUUUGUGGAACUAAACAGCCCAUGGAGUCUCAUUAAUGACAGAUUUCAGUUCCUCAAGUCCGAAACCCUGUUUUUAGAAGAGAAUGGCGUUGUGCUGAAGUAUGUAAUGGUGUUUGUCUACGUUUUUCUUUCCUCAUUUAUUGCCUCAUUCACAACACUGAGCAUCAAAAUUUUAGGCCAGAUUGCAGAUAGAUACCUCAAUGAGCAGGGGCCUGUGUUCUCAUUCACCACGCUGUUUUUCAUCUUCACGCUCUUUCUGUGCACUUUUCUGCAGAUAUACUGGCUGAAUAGAGCCUUAAAACACUACGACGCAUUGAUUGUUCUGCCAAUAUUUCAUAUGAGCUGGACCGUCCUGAGUAUCCUCACGGCUGGAAUCUAUUUCCAGGACUUCGAGUCGUACUCUAAGAAGCAGCUCAAAGAAUUUAUUGUAGGCAUAUUGGUAAUAUUCUGCGGCUCCAUUUUUCUAGGGCUUAAAAUCAGAAAUAAGGGUGUGAUAGAAAGUAGAAGGCUUGAGGCCAGCGAUGACAAGACAAAAUAG
Molecule: messenger RNA, 1386 nt
Organism: Vittaforma corneae ATCC 50505
Lineage: Eukaryota; Fungi; Microsporidia; Nosematidae
Exons: 1
Coding region: 1-1386 (461 amino acids)
Biological process (GO): magnesium ion transport
Cellular component (GO): membrane
Molecular function (GO): magnesium ion transmembrane transporter activity
Source: RefSeq, a predicted model, not a curated record